GUUUAGUUUACGUCAUACACUUCCACGAAAGUUGACGCAUGUUGUGAAUCUUUUGAAAACAAACAUUUUAGGACCUUCUGAAUGAGACAUGCCGUGUUGGUAUUUUGAAAAGAAAGAAUUGCGAAAUACACCUUCAUUCCAAGAUGGCAUUGAUGCUGGCACUGAAGCCAGGUAUCGACGAGAAGGAGCGAGAUUUAUCAUUGAUGCUGGUACCAAAAUGGGACUGCGAUAUGACACAUGUGGGACAGGUGUUGUGUAUUUCCACAGAUUCUACAUGUUUCACUCCUUCAAGGAAUUCCAUAGAUAUAUAACAGCAGCAUGCUGCCUAUUUUUGGCUGGGAAGGUUGAGGAGACCCCAAAGAAAGGCAAAGACAUCAUUAAAAUUUGCCAGUCUAUGUUGUCCCCGCAGGUGUUCAGCGUGUUUGGAGAUGAUCCUAGGGAGGAAGUGAUGACAAUGGAAAGAAUUCUAUUACAAACCAUCAAGUUUGACUUACAAGUUGAACAUCCAUACGGAUAUUUGCUGAAGUUUGCCAAGUUUAUAAAAGGUGAUAAAGAGAAGAUACAGAAACUUGUACAAAUGGCGUGGACCUUUAUCAAUGACAGUCUGUGUACGACCCAGUGCCUACAGUGGGAACCAGAGGUGAUCAGUGUGUCACUGAUGUACCUGGGUACACGUCUCACCAAAUUUGAUAUACAGGAUUGGCAUGGCAAGGUGUCUGGAGCAAAGACGAAGUGGUGGGAGUUCCUAGUGGAGGAUAUUACCGUAGAACUGAUGGAAGAUAUAUGCCACAAGGUCCUUGACCUAUAUUCCAACAAUCCUCAAGGAGGUAGUACAGAUUCCCCUCCAGUUACUCCCAGUAAAAAGUCUGCUGCCAGAGACACCCCGCCUCCACCCCCACCACAAGUUGCCAAACGCAGCCUCCCAACAACUCCUGCUGAUGGACCUCUGGAUGCGAAAGUACCUAAAUCACAACCAGAAAGGCAAAAAAGUAAAGAAUUAAGUUCGAGACGAAGUUCCAACAAGAAAAGCAGCUCGGUGCCUGAUGCUCCAUCCUUGUCUUCCAUGCCUCGAUCUGCUCCUCCCCCCAAUUACAGCUCAGCUCCCCCCGUACAGAGCAAACCAGACUACACACAGUACGGAGCUUACAUGGCAUCUUCAUCCUCACAGUACCCAUCUUCCUUUCUAUCUCAGGAGGGAAGUAAGUCUAUAGAGUCACUGGUGAGUGGGUCAGGCUUCACCUCCACAACAUCGUUCUUACCAACCCAGGCUACUACACCUGCUGUCUCAGUUCCUACGGCAGUGCCACAGUACCCACCCCCCGGGCAGUAUCCUCCUGCCCCCUACCAACCAACUACAUAUGCCCCACCCACAGCUUAUCAGCAGCCUCCGCCGGUCCAGCCACAGUACCAGGCUCCUGGUGGCUACCCUGCUGCUCCACCAGUUCUUGGAGGUCCACCCCCACAACAGACUUUUCCUACGAAUCAACCCCCACCACAAGUGGGUCAAUACCCUCCUGGCUUCCCGCCACCACAGCAGUUUAAUGCUCCACACAUCCAAGGACCAAAUAAUUUUCCACCUCCACCACCACCACGACCUGGUUUUCCUCCUCAGCCACCUGGUGUCGGUGCUCCACCACCAUUUCAAGGUAUGCCUCCAAAUACAGUUAACAGUAUGGGACAGCCACAGGGACCACCAGUGCCCCUCCAAAAUAAUGUACCACUACAUCCAAGUUCAGGACUACCAGUUGUGAGAAUCACAGGUCGAAGGUGAUAUUAUCAAUAGUGUGUUCUGUUUUAAGUGUACAAGUCAGCAAAACUAAUUGGUGAUCAUUUUCAUUGGAGGUGAUUGUUGUUGGGAAUCGGAUGGAUGAAACCAAUAGAAAUAUAUGAGUUUGAAUGUUGUUCUGUUAUAUACAACUUCAAAGAUGUUGCAAAAUCUUGAAUUCACAGAAAAUAAGUAAAUGUUAAUGUGAGAAGCAAUAUCAAGAUAUUGUGUUCUGUGCUAUUUUAAAGGUGGUACACCAUAGGUGCUAAUAUCUUUUGAUCCUGUAAUGUUCAACAUACAGUCUAUACUAUACUGUACAUAUAUGACCUAUGUACAAUCAGGGUAUUACAGGACUGACUUGUUAUUUACAUGUUUAUUCAUGUUUUCAUGCUUCUGCUGCCAAAUGGGACUAUUAACAUUUAAAUUUGAUCUCUUGUUUUCCAUAGUACUCUGCAUCAGAAGUUUUACUUGAGUAUGCAUCCUGUACUAUUUCAAUUACCUGUAAUCAAAUUUGGCACACGUGGCAUCUUAAGGUGACAUGGUGUCAAAUUUUCAGUAAAACAUUGAAGCAAUCUGCUAAUCAUCUUCCAAAGAGGAACAGAAUACUAUUAAUACAGCAUGCUGAACGGAAUACCAUUUAACAAAUGUAAGUCAUUGUGAUUUACAAUUUCACAACAAAUGCAGUCAUCCCAUGAUUGUUAGUGGUAUAACUGCCUGUCUGUGAACAGAUCUAGUUAUUUUCUGAUAGUAGCGUGUGAUCAUUAUUUUUCCUGGUAAAGUACUGGGUAUAACAGUAUCAAUAGGAUUUUUUACUACAUGGGAUAUUAUACAGACAGUGCAAUGAUUUGGUGCCCAUGUACUAAUGUCCUGUAUAAAUUCCAUUUGAUGUAUUUCACUGGCUGUUGAGAUUGACUUUAGUAUGCAUGUGUUGUGGUAUGAAGGAUGUGUUCUUGUUAUAUUUUGAGACGUUAUAUAUUUCUGAUAUUGUAUGAUGAGACAAUGUGGAGACAAUAUUUCCGAUAUUAUAUGUUGAGACAAUGUGGCGACAGUUUGCUGUAAUGUAUUAAGUUUUGUAAGUACAGUUUUGUAAGGAGUCUAAAGCCAAAUACUAAAACUAGAUUUUUUCGACUUUAUUGAAAAGUUAGUUUUUUUUCUUUUAAUUUUGAAUUGAUUUGCUUGUUGAUGAAAUACAACAUGAAAUAUGAAAUCAAAUUAAUUAAAUUAUGUGUUUUAGAGGAUACCAUUUUAUAAUUUAUGUCAAGCAGACAAAGAACUUUUAAUUAUUAGAGUUCAUUUUAUGAUUAGAGGUACAGGUAUAUGAUGAAAGAAAAAAUAACUACAAAUUGUAUAUGAUUUUGUCCAUCACUCAGUAUGUAUCUGGUUGACUUUAGCAACAUCACAUUGGUUUAAACACAAACAACUAAACUUGUUAUUUCGUUGAUAGUGGGAGAUUAACAGGGGUUUGUUUUGGUUGGUGUGGGCCAGCAGAAUGUAUGAUUGUGUAUUUAUAAUGCUAUUGUUUCAAACCAGGUGCUACUGAGGUACACUUCAUUAAUUUAUUAGUUUAUAGGCAAAAUGCAUUGAAGUGAAAAUGCUGUUUGUGAUGAGAAGACAAAUAAUCAUUAUGUUAUGUUCAUAAAUAGUGUUUGGGUAUUUCACAAUAAUGUAUUGACUAUCAAAGUUUUAAUUAAUUGAAGAUAAAGUAAAUUACCUUGAGAUAAUAUAAGUAACUAAAUGCAAAUGAUGUGAGAGACGUUUUAGCGGACAGGUAGUAUUUGAUUUGUAUGGAUCUGGUAAUGUUACCUGGACAUGUUUCUGAGUAUGGUAGUGUGGUAUACACAUGUACAUGUAGUAUGGUAUUGGUGAGCCUGGAUUUAAUUAAAUUUGUCAGAAGGUU
Messenger RNA from Pecten maximus, 3662 nucleotides. Its product is annotated as cyclin-K-like. Gene Ontology annotation, molecular function: cyclin-dependent protein serine/threonine kinase activator activity. The coding region runs from base 89 to 1771 and encodes 560 amino acids. The record is from RefSeq and is a predicted model, not a curated record. NCBI's taxonomy places the organism in Eukaryota, Metazoa, Mollusca, Bivalvia, Pectinida, Pectinidae. Gene Ontology annotation, biological process: positive regulation of DNA-templated transcription, elongation; regulation of transcription by RNA polymerase II. Gene Ontology annotation, cellular component: nucleus; cyclin/CDK positive transcription elongation factor complex. The transcript has 9 exons.